Messenger RNA from Larimichthys crocea (large yellow croaker), 2369 nucleotides. RefSeq names its product DC-STAMP domain containing 2 (gene dcst2). Gene Ontology annotation, cellular component: membrane. NCBI's taxonomy places the organism in Eukaryota, Metazoa, Chordata, Actinopteri, Sciaenidae. The coding region runs from base 26 to 2281 and encodes 751 amino acids. The transcript has 16 exons. The record is from RefSeq and is a predicted model, not a curated record.
GUCACAGAGACUCCAAGAACCAGAGAUGAAGGCUGGACAGAGGAAGAGACACCUGACUGAUCCUGAUGUCACAGUCCAGGUGGAGAGGGGCGGAGUCACACAGGCUGUCAGAGGAGUCCUGAACAGGUCAGCAGGACGCGCCCGUCGCAGCAGCUGGAGGAAGGUCAAAGGUCACCUGUUGGAGGGUGGGCGGAGCCUUGUGGCGUUUGUGUUGGGGCUGCUGUUGGCGUCUCUGUACGGGGUCACGGCGCUCUUCCUGCAGAAACAGCCUCUGUGGCUGUGCGUCCACACCACGCUGGCUGUGGCCGUCCUGGCGGCCUUCGGCAUGGGCCUGUCGGCCGCCGUCCGGGCCGACGUCACGGUCAUGCUGCCUUCACUGUGCUCAGCUCGUGGCAGGAACUUCCUCCUCUUCCUGUUUGCCUCCAUGUUGCUGUCGGGCCCUGUCACCAACACGCUCGAGAACACGGAGCGAGCCGCCGCCAGUCUGCUGUGUGGAGCCGAGCUGGCAGCCAAUCAGACGCAGGAACUGAUGCAGAAAGCAGCCACGCCUCUUUUCUCUGCGUUGGACCGGAUCCGGGCGGUCAGCAGGAACGCUCGCGCUGCAGCACAAAGAGUCGAGAACUUCAUCCACGCUCUGACCGACAGCGUCCGCCAUGUCGCUCGUACUCUGAGGAACGUCCUCCACUUCCUGGUGGACAUCGGCGAAGUGUGCAACGUCAAACUGGGCUCUCCGUACAGGAAGUGCCGGGCGGUGUUCGCGGAGGCUCGGGCCGACUGCUCCGACCUGCUGGGAGAGUUCAACUUCCUGUGUGACAUCAUAGACGUCUUCCUGCCGCUCUGCAGCCUCGCCCGCGCUGGCGAGCUCUUCUGCGUCAUCCCCUCCUACAUCGCUGACCACCUGAAGAAACGUCUGGCCGCUCCCACCGUAGCAGCGUUUGAGCGGAUGAAGCGGGAAUUUGACUUCAACGUCUCGGCCUUGGUGACCUUUGACCUGGACGCCAACAGCAGCCGCUCUCUGCAGCAGGUGACUCAGGACAUCAUGGAGGACGUUUCAUCAGAGCUGCACGUGCUCCAGAAACUGAGCACGCCGCUCGCGUAUGGCGGCCUCGUCCUGCUCGCCUGCUCCUUCCUGAGGGCGGCACGGUACCGACGCAGGUAUCUCCGUCAGCUCGACUUUGAUAACGUCUACAUCAGUGCUCAGUUCGAAGAGCUCGACCAACAGGUGACCUCAGGGGGCGGAGCCUCAGUCCUGCCAAUUACAAGCAGAGAAGCCCGGACCUACAUCACACCACUUUCCUUUCACCUGACUGGCCGAGAGCGGCGUGCUGUGCUGGUGGGCGUGGUCUCGGUCCUCAGACACCUGGUGAUGGGCGGCCUGCUGGUGGCGCUGGACUUCCUGGUGUUCUGGAUGCUGGAUCAGGUGCAGCACCAGGUGAAGGGCGACGUCGUGGCCAGAGCACCGGUGACAGUGGCGGUGCAGGUGAAUGGGUCCGGUUACGCCUCCGACCUCUUCAGAGACCUGGUGGCUUCGUUCGACGUGCUGCAGGGAGGAAACAUCACAGUGAUCAGCAGGAAGUGUCUGCUGGAGCCGUCGGAGCCGGACCACGCCACAUAUUUCAUCCUGGGGUUCUUGUUGGGUCUGGCUCUGCUUGUGUCUCUGAGCGGAGGACUCGUGCAGCGCUGCAGACGACUCGUGUGUGCUUCACAUUAUCCAGAGAGAGAGCUGGACAGGAUCCGUUUCCUCCGGCAGCAGAUCCUGGAUCAGAGGAGGAUGAUGGGAAGAGCCUUGAGGAGGUCUGCAGCCAGGAGGACAACUAACGGAGGAGGAGUGCCAUGGUUACCUGGAGCAGCUCACCUGUCUCACCUGCUGGGUCUGUCAUCAGUCACCUGUCUGGCCUGCGGCGAGGUGGUGAGACAGGGUGAAGACAACAUGGUCACCUGUGGUGUCACUCAGUGUUCAGGCCUGUACUGUCGGCCAUGUUUCUGCAGUUUGGGAAACACGUGUGUCGUCUGUGCGCGACCUCUGACCUUCCAGGAAGACGGCGAGGAGGAGCUUGACUCCAGUGAUGACGAGCAGCUCAGGAUGGUCUCCAUGGCAACACGCCAAAGAUCAGCUGGACGCUCAGACAGUCGGCAGAGUGGCGGCGGCGGGCUUCAGUCUGACUCUGAUCUCAGUGAAGUAGACAUGACGUACCAGGACCGACCUGGCUCAGACGACAGCGACGCCUCCUUCUACUCCAUCAUCUCACCAGAAACACUCAGCCUCCAGAACCAGACCUGAGUUUCCACAGAACCUCCAGGACUCUCCAGGAUCCUGACUGAGAACUGUCUGUUGAUUUGAGCAGAGAUCAAUAAAGCAUCAAAAAGGU